AUGAGCGCCACAGGGUCUGGAAGCUCCGCUGGAGCGACUGGCACCACCGGAGCCGGAGCUGGAAGCAGCACCGGAGGUGGGACCGACGCCAUGUCAGGCAUUACCAAUCCUUCAUCCGCAGGACGCGGUGGGGGCAGAGGUAGCAGAGGUGGCAGAGGAGGUCAAUUUGGUGGCAGGAGGCAACCAAACCAAACCCCAGCACCUAGGAAAUUCACGGGGAAGUCCCCAACACUAGAAGGGUAUAUCUAUGACCUAACUACACCAACCGCCACAGCUGCAGCAUUCUAUGACACCACGAUGGAGAUUGCAGAGCUUGUAGGAAGGACCUAUACGAAAGGUAACUACACAAAGCUCGAAAUCGAAUCCCUAACAUCACAAGACCUAGAUAGACCAAAGCUGCCCAUGGAGGCAGACGGCACUACAGCAUCAACGGAUGAGGUGGACCUCGCCAUCUUCAAGCAAGAAGUGGCCGCGUAUGUCAAAGGAGCCGACAAACUCAAGGAAAACAGGCAGAAUGCAUUCUCAUUGAUCUGGGGACAGUGUAGUGAGACACUGCGAGCCAAGGUACAAGCCAGUGCGGACCUACCAGCACUGAACAAGUCAGCCAACGUGAUUGGACUGCUACAGGCGAUCAGAAGCGUAAUGCUACAAUUUCAGACACGGAAGUAUCAGCCCCUAGCCAUACUGGAAAGCAAAAGGAGGGCGAUGACCUUCCGCCAGGGAGACAAGUCCGUGGAAGAGUACUACAGGCUAUUCAAACAGAAGAUUGAAGCAACAGAGCACAACGGCGGAUGCUUCGGGUAUGAGACGAGCCUCGUGCAGGUAGCUCUUCCCGCAAACACGUCAAUGAAGACGCAACAUCGGCAGAGCUCGCAAAAGCAAUGGAACAAGUACGAGAAGAAACGCUGUCAUCCAUGUUCCUGUCCAACGCAGACGACGGAAGAUUUUCCGACCUCAAGAUUGACCUCGAGAACGAAUUCACUCGGGGAGACAACAAUUACCCAAAGAACCUCGCUGACGCAUACGCAAGGCUUGACGGAUACCGCGUCAACGUCAAGCCAAGAACGCAAAACAGCGGAACAACAGGCGUGGCGACGCAGGUGGCAUUCGCGACAGACGGGGAAGAGACAGUUCCCGGCACAAACGGCCGCACGUACGCACACAUUGAAUGCAACAGAUGCCACCGACACGGUCAUUACGCGAACAAAUGCCCAGACAGUGGUGAAGCAACAGACGCAAAUGGAGUCGCCCUACUCAUGGAUGCAUACGAUGAUGGGGAGUUAUCCGACUUUUCGUAUUCAUUCCACGUGGAUGUCGUGCUUAUCAACGCGAAGCAGACGAGGAUUCCGAAGCACUGGAUCCUACUCGACAACCAAAGCACCGUGA
Molecule: messenger RNA, 1386 nt
Organism: Seminavis robusta
Lineage: Eukaryota; Bacillariophyta; Bacillariophyceae; Naviculales; Naviculaceae
Source: the annotation of a GenBank genome assembly